CAGUGACCAACCAACUAGUAAUACAACCACCCGCACUGCUGCUGCCUGCCUUCUUUUACUCUUCUCUCAUCACCGGAUCUCCUAAUUGGCUCAGAAUUAGAAAUAUUCACUUUACUUUUCACUGUAUAGCACUUUGGACUUUUUGGUACGCAGCAUGCAGCUUUUGGUGAUCUUAGCAGCUCUUAUGGGGGUGGUCUUCAGCGUCAAAGCAGUCUCCGCUCUACCUGUGGAUGACAGAACUCCGCUCCAUGCAAGCAAGGAGUUGAGUAAAGAGCGUAAAGAGUUGAUAUUGAAACUGGUAUCUGGUUUGCUGGAUGGAGCACUGGACACCAACAUGCUUCCUGGAGAGGGGUCACCAUCUCUGGAUUUGGAGGAGCCACUGGAGUCCCGGCUGGAGGAGAGGGCAGUGUACAACAGGCUAUCGCUGCCACAACGUGAUCGCAAAGCUCCCUGUAAAAACUUCUUCUGGAAAACGUUCACAUCCUGCUAACAACGCCAAAAAGCAAGACCAAAACAGAAAAGAUAAAAUGAAGAAUUUGCGACAACGAUUUUCCUGGGCAGACCACAUGAACUGUAGUAGACCUCAGCUGUACAUAUCUCAUCAGACAUCUAUGGACUUCACUGAGAGGCGUGUCUGUUUACUGAAUAUGAUUUACUUAUGUAUUUAUGUACAAUGGAUGUAUUUAUGUAUUUA
Molecule: messenger RNA, 694 nt
Organism: Boleophthalmus pectinirostris (great blue-spotted mudskipper)
Lineage: Eukaryota; Metazoa; Chordata; Actinopteri; Gobiiformes; Gobiidae
Gene: sst7
Product: somatostatin family member 7
Exons: 2
Coding region: 155-490 (111 amino acids)
Biological process (GO): regulation of cell migration
Cellular component (GO): extracellular region
Molecular function (GO): hormone activity
Source: RefSeq, a predicted model, not a curated record